AUGCGCGAAACCAGAAACUAUUCCAUGCCGGAUCGGUCGAGGCCCGGAGAAACAACGGCCGUUACCAGUACUUGUGUUUCAAGGGGUGCUGGUGGACAUGCUACUUGGAAAAACGAAAGAAGAAGACGACGAUGUGGAGGAGAACAGUGGAGGAGUAGAAGAGAGAAGCAUGCGAACAGGAAGGCGAAGAAGGUGGAACUGAAAGUAGGAACGCUGAACGUGGGGACGAUGACUGGAAAGAGCAGAGAGAUAGCAGAUGUCAUGGAAAGAAGAAAAGUGGAUGUGCUCUGUGUCCAAGAGACCCGGUGGAAAGGAGAGAAGGCCAGGGUGAUUGGAGGAAGCUGCAAGAUGUGGUAUAGAGGGGAUGAUGGACAGAGAAAUGGGGUAGGAGUCGUGGUCAGAGGAGACCUGGUGGACAAUGUGGUAGAGGUGGAGAGGAUAUCAGACAGAUUGAUGACGAUGAAGCUGGAGGUGAACGGAAUCCUUAUCAACAUCGUGUGUGCAUACGCGCCACAGGUGGGAUGUGACGAAGAGGAGAAGGAGGCUUUCUGGGCAGACAUGGAUGAAACAGUGGAGAAAAUACCAAGAUGCGAAAGGUUGGUGAUUGGAGCUGAUCUGAAUGCCCAUGUGGGCGAAGGUAACACAAAUGACGAAGAGGUAAUGGGAAAGCACGGGUUCGGAAGAAGAAACGCAGAAGGCCAGAUGGUUGUGGACUUUGCCAAAAGGUGGGAGCUUAUGGUGAGCAACACCAUGUUUGUGAAGAGGAGCAAGCAGAAAGUGACGUACAGCAGCGGAGGAAGAAGCACGCAAGUGGACUACGUGCUUGUGAGAACAGAGAGAAUGAGAGAUGUGUGGGACACUAAGGCCAUUGUUGGAGAAAGUGUAGCAAAACAACACAGGAUGGUUGUGAGCAGGCUGGUCAUGUGGGCAAAGUGGAGAAGAGCUGAAAAGCGGGAGCCUCGCACAAAAUGGUGGAAGCUCCGGGACCAAGAGAUGCAAAACAUUUUCAGAGACAAGGUGCUGGAAAGUAAAGUAAUGGAGGGCGAUGGAGGCUACGAGGAGGUGGCCAACACAAUCAGAGAUGUCGCAAGAGAAACAUUCGGUACUGGUUCUGGGAAGAGCAGAAGAGAAGAUCAUGAAACGUGGUGGUGGAAUGAAGAGGUAAAAGUGGUGGUUGAAAACAAAAAGGAAGCGAAGAAGCAGUGGGAGGUUAAUAGGGAUGAAGGGAGCAAGGAGAAUUACAAGAUAACAAAGAGGGAAGCGAAGAGAGCUGUUGCCAUAGCAAAGAGUGAAGCAUUCCAGGAUCUGUACGAGCGUCUGGAGACGAAAGAGGGAGUGAAUGAAGCGUACCGAAUAGCCAAGCAGAGAAACAGACAAAGCCAGGACGUGCAGCAAGUGAAGGUGGUUAAGAGCGAAAAUGGAGAAGUCUUGGUGGAGGGACAAGCAGUGCAGCAAAGAUGGAAGGAGUACUUUGAAGACCUGCUUAACCAAGAAAAUCCGAGAAUGAAGAAAGGGAAAGCCAGAGGCCCCGAUGACAUACCAGUGGAGGCUUGGCUGUCGAUGGGAGAUGUUGGUAGUGGGUGGCUUACGAACUUGCUGAAAGGAGAGAAGAUGCCGGAUGAGUGGAGGAAAAGUGUGCUGAUACCUAUCUACAAAGGCAAGGGUGACUCCAAGGAAUGUGGAAACUACAGAGGAAUAAAGUUGAUGAGUCACACGAUGAAGCUGUGGGAGCGAGUAGUAGAAGCAAGACUGAGGAGCGAAGUUGAGAUCGGUGACCAGCAGUUCGGGUUUAUGCCAGGAAGAAGUACCACAGAUGCAAUCUUCGCACUGCGGCAGGUGAUGGAAAAGUGGCGAGAAGGCCAGAAGGAGUUGCACUGCCUGUUUGUUGAUCUGGAGAAGGCAUACGACAGGGUCCCGAGACAAGAACUGUGGGAAUGUAUGCGCCAGGCGAGGGUGUCCGAAUGUUAUGUGGAAGCCAUCCAGGGCAUGUACGAGGGAGCGAGAACAGCAGUGAGAAGCGCGGCAGGACUGACAGAGGACUUUUAA
This is a messenger RNA of Penaeus indicus, 2046 nucleotides long. Its product is annotated as craniofacial development protein 2-like. The record is from RefSeq and is a predicted model, not a curated record. The transcript has 2 exons. Lineage: Eukaryota; Metazoa; Arthropoda; Malacostraca; Decapoda; Penaeidae. Gene Ontology annotation, cellular component: nucleus. Gene Ontology annotation, molecular function: catalytic activity. The coding region runs from base 1 to 2046 and encodes 681 amino acids. Gene Ontology annotation, biological process: chromatin remodeling.